This is a messenger RNA of Kluyveromyces marxianus DMKU3-1042, 744 nucleotides long. It is a transcript of the gene STE14, whose product is annotated as protein-S-isoprenylcysteine carboxyl O-methyltransferase. The record is from RefSeq and is a predicted model, not a curated record. Gene Ontology annotation, molecular function: protein C-terminal S-isoprenylcysteine carboxyl O-methyltransferase activity. The transcript has a single exon. The coding region runs from base 1 to 744 and encodes 247 amino acids. Gene Ontology annotation, biological process: C-terminal protein methylation. Gene Ontology annotation, cellular component: membrane; endoplasmic reticulum. Lineage: Eukaryota; Fungi; Ascomycota; Saccharomycetes; Saccharomycetales; Saccharomycetaceae.
AUGUCUGACGUUAGCGAUUCAGAGGAUGUACCUGUGAUAAUCAAUGGCAAAGCGUACCCUAACAUCGAAAAAAACGCAUUGGAUGAAAUAUCUCUCACGGCAUUCGGAUUAGGAAUCAUCUUUGGUGUGUCUUUCAUAUCGAUCUUUUUUUCACCAUAUGUGAACUUCAACCUGUAUAUGAUUGCACUUUCACUGUUUCAUCUCUUAGAGUUUUGGGUCACUGCGAAAUAUAAUCCAGGGAAGCUUAAUACAAACUCCUUUUUAAUCAACAAUGGGAUCGGAUACUUUAUAGCACACAUGGUAGCUAUUUUGGAGGCUUUACUCGAACGUAUCUUCUUUCCUACUGUAAAACGAACCUCUUAUUCAAAUUUCACUAAAAUCAGUGUAACUCUAGGGUUUAUUGUAUUGUGUUUGGGCCAAUAUGUAAGGUCUAAAGCUAUGAUAACCGCUGGUCAGUCUUUCUCACAUGUGGUUAAGAUUACAAAGAAUUCGGACCAUAAGCUAGUAACAGAAGGUAUUUAUUCAAACCUGAGACAUCCCAGUUAUUUUGGAUUCUUUUGGUGGUCCGUUGGAUCUCAGAUGAUGUUACUAAACCCCAUAUCACUGGUGAUUUUCGUGGUUGUUUUGUGGAAUUUCUUUAAUCGAAGAAUCGCAUUUGAAGAAAGAUACCUUAUACAGUUUUUUGGUAAUGAAUACGUAAAAUAUCGAAGCUCUGUUGGCGUUGGUAUUCCAUUCAUCAAAUAA